Dipodomys ordii (Ord's kangaroo rat) is the source of this 1115-nucleotide messenger RNA. Its product is annotated as chromosome unknown open reading frame, human C11orf86. Lineage: Eukaryota; Metazoa; Chordata; Mammalia; Rodentia; Heteromyidae. The coding region runs from base 49 to 423 and encodes 124 amino acids. The record is from RefSeq and is a predicted model, not a curated record. The transcript has 2 exons.
CCUCCGCAGAGGGCUAGCAGCUUGCCCAAGACAGCAGCUUCUGGAGGCAUGGGAACUGGCCCGCGCAGUCAGUCCCUACGAGGACCCCGGCCCUCCUAUGGGAAGCUGCAGGAGCCCUGGAGGACACCCCGACUCCGCCGGGCACUGAGCCUCAGACAGGCCCACGAGAAGUCCAAGUCCAAAGGUCUGGAUGGUGGCAUGGAAGGGCUAGACACCCCUACUUCUGAACGGCUGUCGGGGACCCUGGAGGACACAGAGCAGCUGAUCCAAGCCCAGCAAGGAGGCAGCCGGCGGUGGCUGAGGCAGUACGGACAGCAGGUGAAGAGAAGGUGGGACAGCUUCCUCGCCAGUUUCCCCAGUGUGACCUUGAGUCGGCCAGCCUCCGAAGAAUCCCCCACUGAGAACCACCAGCUAGAGAUGUAGGAAGCCCCCCGGGAAUGCCUGUCAGCUGAUCCUCUGCACCUCUGCCUUCCUGGAGGAGGCCUCUGGGUUCAACUCACUAGAUCUCAUGUGGGGUUGCCCCCCGAGGGCCGGCCCUGCUGCCCUAAUAUCUUGGCAUCAAGCCGCACAGGACAGAGCUCUCUGCCCACUGAGUUCGGGAGCCCUUGGACGAUAACACAUAUGAAGAUUUUGGAAGUGGUUCUCCCCCACAAGAUUGGGGACGUCAGUGCCCUUGGCCCCCCACAAAACCAGGCAUUCACUUCCGGGACAGAGUUCAGUGAAGCCAACCCAUGGCUGAGAGGCUCUGGGACAUCACCUGGUCACAGCGCCAAGCUCCACCUGCCCUUCUGGUCACCUGCUUGUGAUGAGCCAGAAUAUGGCGGGUCUAACUUACAGAUGGCGAGCCCUGGAGGGCAAGGACCCCCUCUGGUCAGUCCUCUGUGCUGAGAGGCUCAGGCCUAAAUGUUUCUGCCUUUGGGCCUCAUAGUAUCCCAAUGAGAGAAUUAGGGGAGCCUCCCAUCCCCAUUCAAGAGGGAGAAACAGAGGCCCAACGUGGAUAAAGGGGGAAACUGAGGCCAAGAAAGGGAAGGGAUUUAUUGUUCAUGAUAUCUCUAGCCCAACCCCAACCCCCACCCCAUGGCACCCAAGACGGGGGCUGAACACAAGUAAUAAAG